AUGGAGCACCCUUUGCCACUCAACAUGUUGGACGACAUUGACGCGUUUCUGGAGCUGGAGGCGCCUUACGGAUACGACGAGACUGAGCAAUACCUCGACACUGCGAGCUCAUCCCAGACCCCAAGCCCCAUCAUGUCAACCUUUGAUAUGGGGUUCGUCGGCGACUUCAAUGGCACAGAACACAACAUCUACCCUAGUCCCAUGAGCUCGACGCGCGAUACUGCAUCACCGCAACCCUCCUCAGACCAAAAGCCCGCUGUCACGGCAGCCAAGCCCCCAGCGAAGAGGAAGCGUGAGAACAGAUACAAGAAUGCCCCUCCUUCAGUCCUUUCGCGCCGCCGUGCACAAAACAGAGCCUCCCAACGGGCAUACCGCGAGCGGAAGGACCAGCGCAUCAAGGAUCUCGAAGUCAUGCUCUCCGAGCAGAAGAACAAGAACGACUCCCUCAGCCAAGCAUACUCGGCCCUCCACGCCGAGUACCUCAAGCUCCGAGGAUCGCAGGCCAGGGCGCAACACCAGCAGCAGAUGCCGCGACACCACCACCACCCGGCUACCGCUCCGCCGCCGCCGCCAUUGGCUUUCGACCCUUCCGCUCACAUGGGCAUGCCGACCGCCCAUCCCGGGGCGAUGGAUUACGCCGACAACAUGUACAUGUUUCAGGACAUGCAGACUUACACCCUAUGA
Molecule: messenger RNA, 684 nt
Organism: Colletotrichum karsti
Lineage: Eukaryota; Fungi; Ascomycota; Sordariomycetes; Glomerellales; Glomerellaceae
Product: bZIP transcription factor
Exons: 3
Coding region: 1-684 (227 amino acids)
Cellular component (GO): RNA polymerase II transcription regulator complex
Molecular function (GO): DNA-binding transcription activator activity, RNA polymerase II-specific; transcription cis-regulatory region binding
Source: RefSeq, a predicted model, not a curated record